ACUCAUCUACUUUGAAGAAUAUAAAUGAUUGAUAUAGAAAUAGAGGAUAUCAUAUACUUUUAAGACUAGCUAUGGAAGCUCUCACAAUUUCUACUUGUUUUGCACCAUUUCACUUCAACUUGAGCACAUCUAGAUUUUCAAGAAUCACAUGUGAGAAACCAAAACUUUAUUUUCCUCUAAAUCAACAACAACCCGACAAGUCAUAUUUCUCCUCAAAUCAGCCACACCAAAAUGCAAGAUUCAAUCUUUUCACAUCCAAUAUUUCUAAUUCAACUAUCUCAACUAAUGAACCACAACUACUUCAAAAUCAAGAAGAGAAAUUUGACUGGUAUGCACAAUGGUACCCCAUAAUGCCAAUUAGUGAACUUGAUAAGAGGAGGCCACGUGGAAAAAAAGUGAUGGGAAUUGAUGUGGUUGUGUGGUGGGAUAAAAAUGAGAAAGAAUGGAAAGUGAUGGAUGAUUCUUGUCCUCAUAGAUUGGCUCCACUUUCUGAAGGAAGAAUUGAUCAAUGGGGAAGAUUACAGUGUGUGUAUCAUGGCUGGUGUUUUGGUGGCUCUGGUGAUUGCAAGUUCAUUCCCCAAGCUCCUAGGGAUAAGCCUCCGGUUCACACUUCCAAAAGAGCAUGUUUAGCAGUGUAUCCAAGUGUUGUGCAAAGUUACAUUCUUUGGUUUUGGCCCAACUCUGAUCCUUUACACAAGGACAUACACUUAACAAAAAGGCCACCUUAUAUUCCACUUAUUGAUGAUACUUCAUAUAGUUUGAAUGCUAAAUCCACAUUAGUUAGAGAUAUCCCAUAUGGGUAUGAAAUUCUGAUUGAAAACCUCAUGGACCCUUCUCAUAUCAACUAUGCACAUUAUCGCAUAAUGAAAGUUCCAGAACUGCCAGACAGUGUAAAGGCUGAUAGAGAAGGAGGAAUGCCAUUUGAUAUAAGCCCUGCAAAAUUAGAUUUAAAUGGAUUUACUGCAAAGCAAGGGACUGGUGACCACAAAUUUAUAGCCCCUUGUGUGUACUAUGGUCCAUUUGGUCUUGCAGUUGAAGACAAUUUCGAUAAGGAAUCUUCAGAAUCAGAGGAACAAUCAUCAUCAGAUAAGAUAAAGAGACUAUUUCUAGUAUUUAUAUGUGUUCCAGUUAGUCCAGGUAAAAGCAGAUUGAUAAUAACAACGGUCAGAAACUUUGCUGUUUGGGAGCAUAAAAUAAUUCCUCCAUGGAUAUUUCACCUCGAAGUUAACCUAAUCAUUGAUUCUGAUUUAUUUUUACUUCAUCUUCAGGAGCACAAGCUAAAGGAAAAGGGUGCACACAAUUGGCAAAAAGCCUGUUAUGUGCCAACAAAGGCAGAUGCACUUGUGGUUGGUUUUAGAAAGUGGUUGAGCAAAUAUGGAGGUGGCCAAGUUGAUUGGGCCACAAAGUUCACUGGUGACCUCCCACCAACUCCUUUUAGGGAACAACUUCUUGACAGGUACUGGACACAUACAGUGCAAUGCACCAGUUGCAGCAAAGCAUAUAAAAGUUUGAAUGCACUUGAAAUCAUUCUGCAAAUUAUCUCCUUUGCUUCAAUUGGAAUUGCUGCUGCAGCAAAAGGGAGUGUGAUAUCAAUAGGUGCAAGGUAUUUUUUGGUAUUCUUUGCAUUACUAUGCUUCGUGGGUUCAAGAUGGUUAUCUAAAUUUAUAUACAAAAGUUUCCAUUACCAUGAUUAUGAUCAUGCCUUUCGUUAAAUGGUGUAUAUAAAUAUAAGUUGUAUUGGAGCUUGUAAACAAUAUGUAUUUGGAUAAUGAGAUACUUGUAUUACUAAGGA
Lycium ferocissimum is the source of this 1792-nucleotide messenger RNA. Its product is annotated as flavonoid 8-hydroxylase 2, chloroplastic-like. Gene Ontology annotation, molecular function: chlorophyllide a oxygenase activity; 2 iron, 2 sulfur cluster binding. Bases 72 to 1712 code for a protein of 546 amino acids. The record is from RefSeq and is a predicted model, not a curated record. NCBI's taxonomy places the organism in Eukaryota, Viridiplantae, Streptophyta, Magnoliopsida, Solanales, Solanaceae. The transcript is spliced from 7 exons.